GCUAUAAGGCGUGGGGCUUCGCGCCCUCAGACCUUUAAGGAGACAGUGCGCAUGCGCCACCCUUCUCUCUUCUUUUCCGGCUGGAACCAUGGAGGCUGUUCCAGAGAAGAAAAAGAAGGUUGCCACUGUUCCAGGAACCCUGAAGAAAAAGGUUCCUGCUGCUGGGCCAAAAACUCUCAAGAAAAAGGUUCCCGCUGUGCCAGAAACCCUUAAGAAAAAGCGAAGGAAUUUCGCAGAGUUGAAGGUGAAGCGCCUGAGGAAGAAGUUUGCCCUGAAGACACUUCGAAAGGCAAGGAGGAAGCUCAUCUAUGAGAAGGCAAAGCAUUAUCACAAGGAGUACAGGCAGAUGUACCGCACUGAGAUUCGCAUGGCCAGGAUGGCAAGGAAAGCUGGGAACUUCUAUGUGCCCGCAGAACCAAAGCUGGCCUUUGUCAUCAGAAUCCGAGGUAUCAAUGGAGUAAGCCCAAAGGUUCGUAAGGUUCUGCAGCUCCUUCGUCUUCGACAGAUCUUCAAUGGCACCUUUGUUAAGCUCAACAAGGCUUCAAUUAACAUGCUUCGGAUUGUGGAACCAUACAUUGCAUGGGGGUACCCCAACCUGAAGUCAGUAAACGAGCUCAUCUACAAGCGCGGCUACGGCAAAAUCAACAAGAAGCGGAUCGCCUUGACAGAUAAUUCCUUGAUUGCUCGGUCUCUUGGUAAGUUUGGCAUCAUCUGCAUGGAGGAUCUAAUUCAUGAGAUCUAUACAGUUGGGAAACGCUUCAAGGAAGCAAAUAACUUCCUGUGGCCCUUCAAAUUAUCUUCCCCACGAGGUGGAAUGAAGAAAAAGACAACUCACUUUGUGUCACCCAUGGUAUUUUUGUAA
Molecule: messenger RNA, 862 nt
Organism: Mus caroli (Ryukyu mouse)
Lineage: Eukaryota; Metazoa; Chordata; Mammalia; Rodentia; Muridae
Source: RefSeq, a predicted model, not a curated record